AUGAUCGAGGAAAAGGAAGGGAUGUAUGUUUCGGCCUCUAGUGACAUAACUAACGAAAUUAGCCAGGCUAUCCUAUCGAACAUCCUUCUCACAAUGGACCCAGCCUGUGUUGCCCAACAGGCUCAGCCUUCAUUCUACUACUACAACCCAGAGCCAGAGUCACGCCACGGCCAGCAUGCCUUCUUCACUCCUCAUCCAAACGAGUAUGCUCAGAACCAGAUGAUGAUGGUGCAGCCUCAGAUGCCACAGCAGUUCACUCAGAUGCAACCGCAGAUGCAUCUUCAUCCGUCCGACCAGCACAACGGUGCUCAGUUCAGAACACUCGGUGCGAAGGAUUAUCUAUCAACUCCCAAUGCCGCAAACAGUCCAUCGCCCUCUCCACAACCGAUGCACAUCAAGCCUAGCGUUUUCCUACACGGUUCGCCCACACUCCUGUCCUUGGACACAAACUGUGGUUGGGCCGAUGCCAACGGAUUUCCAUCCACUCCUCCACUGUCAACCUCUGGUAGCAGCAUCAGCAGCCCCCCAUCAAGCUGUGGAAUGACUAACACCCCCGUUGGCGGUGACUCUUUCCGCAUGGAAGGCAUUGAAGGCGUCAAAGAGGGCUGCGAGACAGACGUUGAACUCGAGCUCCUAGCGAACUCUCAUUGGCACAGAUCUGCUUCCCCUGAGAUGACACCUUUGUAUGUUUGUCCGUUUUCGGUGCAUUCCAAUGCCAGUUUACCGUCUGCCGAGGCCAGCCACCAUAACGCCAAUAGCAGCACUGAGAGAGGCUCUUCGCUUACGUCAUCAUCCUCGCGCUCGUCUUCUCGCUCUCCCAUCAUGACUUCUUCUUCCUCCUCCUCGUCGCUUCUCCACCACGAAACACCCACGACCUCGUUCUCUGCGCAGCAGCCCUCCAGCACCGAUUUCUGCGACCCACGCCAGCUUACCGUCGAUUGCCCAGUGCUUUCGCUACCCGUUCCUGACUACCCGCCACUUCCGCCACUCUCGACCGUGGAUGAGGACAGGUCGCGGUCCACCCUUCUCGGCGGCUCGCUGAAACCAGAGCAGAGCCUCACUGUUCCUGGGCUCAGUCACGACGAUUCUCUUGAGAGCUUGUCGACCUUUGAUGCCAUCUCUGAUCUUGACUCUGAAGACGAGUUCGUCAACGGUAUAGUUAAUUUCACGCCGACCGAGAACGGUUUUUUGCUUGGCGAAAAACGUCGACGCACGGUCAGCAACGCCAACAACGGCACCGCGACAACUGUAUCCCAUGAAGACGACAUUAUAAGCGAACAGGGCUUGGAUGAUUUAGAGGAAAGUGACUUGUUUGCCCGCUCUUGUAUUCCACUUCCAGAGUUCGACACUGCUGAGCAGUGCAACAUUGCCGAAGAUAUGAGAACGAAAAAGCGAGUAUCAGCUGUUGGCCGGCGAAUCAAGCAACUUCCCCUUGGGUCCGAGGAGAGUGAUGCGGACAGCCUUGGUGCCAUCAUGCGAACUGCUCAGAGUAAUGUGAACAACCGCGCCUCGCAUACUGACUCAUCUUCCACACAAGCACAGCAGCAAUCUGGAGCACCUAGCCAUGAAAGCUCAGAGACCAACCCACAAAGCACCACGUCCUCAGAGACUCCGGCUCCCACGCCAAUGGUCCCUGUUGGCCGCCGUGGUCGCAAACAGUCCCUGACCGAGGACCCCUCCAAGACUUUUGUUUGCACCCUCUGCUCUCGUCGAUUCCGUCGUCAGGAGCACCUCAAACGUCAUUACCGUUCCCUGCACACCGAAGACAAGCCAUUUGAGUGUCAGGACUGUGGCAAGAAAUUCUCACGCAGUGACAACCUUGCUCAACACACUCGCACCCACGGUGGCUCUGGAAUGCCCAUGACCAUGUCUGACCAUCACCCUGAAUCAUCCCCUUUUGAUGACCAAGAUGCAGGAGCCCUCGGAGCCGUACUUUAUGAAGUUGCCCAGGCUGCUGCUAACAAGUCGACAACCAGUGAAUCGUCGGAUAGCGGCCUCUCCACUCGAGACAACCAGUCUGCGCCUUUCACAAACCGGAAGCGUCCACUCAAGAAGCGCAAGCGUGAAGCAUCUGAGUAA
Trichophyton verrucosum HKI 0517 is the source of this 2079-nucleotide messenger RNA. RefSeq names its product C2H2 transcription factor (Seb1), putative. Gene Ontology annotation, cellular component: chromatin. Lineage: Eukaryota; Fungi; Ascomycota; Eurotiomycetes; Onygenales; Arthrodermataceae. Gene Ontology annotation, biological process: regulation of transcription by RNA polymerase II. Gene Ontology annotation, molecular function: DNA-binding transcription factor activity, RNA polymerase II-specific; RNA polymerase II cis-regulatory region sequence-specific DNA binding. The record is from RefSeq and is a predicted model, not a curated record. The coding region runs from base 1 to 2079 and encodes 692 amino acids. The transcript is spliced from 2 exons.